This is a messenger RNA of Symbiodinium natans, 2793 nucleotides long. Lineage: Eukaryota; Dinophyceae; Suessiales; Symbiodiniaceae. The record is from the annotation of a GenBank genome assembly.
AUGGCAGACGCUACUGUGAAAUCAACGAGGAUGAGAUCAAUGCAAGAAAGACAGAAAACAGCGCAGAAAGGCUGGUCCGGCGCAGGGCAGAGGAGCCAGGCCUUCGCCGGCGCUUGCGUCGAGAAGGGGGGCGGCUGUGACGAAGAUGCGCAGCUCCGGGAUCACCUUGAUGUCGUUUUCGCCGACGGUUGUCGCGAGGGGCAUCCGACACUGCAACACACUUGGCCCAGGGAAAGUGAGAUUGGCAUGGCGGACGGCUACGCGCAGUGGCUCGACCGCCUGGACUCCCGGUCGAUGGCGCGUGCCGAGGUCAUCUCGUGGGCUUCCCUGUUGGAAUGCCCGGCAGCUGCUUGUGCAUCGCUGGCCGUGCUGGCCCUGGGGGCUGCUGGCUCUGUGUCUGCUUUUGUCAAAAUGGUGGAGCUCGACACCUCCGAGGAGACGCAGAAGUUCAUUCUGGAUGCAGCCCGCCGCAUGCAAUUCUGCUAUGAUGAGCUGCUGACCAACACGCACCAGCAGCGGCUGUUCGGCUACCUCGGGAUGAUUGUGGCGGCGCUGGAGCUUGCCCUGGCUCACCUGCGCAGUUGGUCACAUGAAAUUCGGCCCCGAAACCCACACCACGAGGACGGCCGAACAGUGUGGCACGACUACUACAGCGGCCUUUACCCACCGGUGAACUACUCGGAGCAGUUCGAGACUUGUCCGGGGGGCUUCACCUCCAUCGCAUGUCUUCCGUUCGCUUGGACGACUGCUGACUUAGCCGGAGUGAAGCAGCGGUUCCUACACAUCUCAGUCUGGGGAUAUCAGACCGGAGAUGCCGAGGGGAGCCGGGUGAUCAGAUGUACGCCUGAUUUCAACUUCGCCAAGAAGCACCGCAGCAAGAUCUCUGCAUGGUCGGUUAAGAGCAUUGAUGCCUUCAUUGAUCGAAAGUCCCUUUGUAGGGGUCGCGCCCCUGAAAGCAUGCUCAUGGCGAUCCGACGCCGAUAUCUCAUGGCCUGGGGCAACCGGAACUUUGUCUCGAAGAGACCCGGCUUUUCAUCUACUCAGCGAUGUUCGGACUUCGCGUUGGUUCGACCCUUCGUGCUGCAGGACGUGCUUCAGACUUCUGCCUGCCCAGCAAAGGCCCUGACAUCGAAGCUCCACCCAUGGCAGCAGUCGCCCAAAGCCGUCACCGAUGCCCUGCAGGAGUUGAAGAAGCUGAAGCGCGGCGACCUCAUGGGUGAGCUCCUCCUGGUGCUCGCAAGCGAGAAGGGCCGGCAAUGGGCCAUGGCUUUGCAGCUCUUCUCCUCGAUGCCUCUAGCCGCCCUGUGCUUUGGCUCGGCCUCGAUGAAGCCGAACGUCAUCACCUUCUGCGCAUCCAUCAACGCCUGUGCCCGGGCGGCCCUUUGGCAAGCGGCCGUCCACCUCUUCAGCUCGAUGCCGGAUGCCCAGGUUAUUCCCAACGUCAUUAGCUACAACGCGACGAUCAGCUGCUGCGAGAAGGGUGGCCACUGGCAAGCAGCGCUUCAGCUGUUCGCGUCCCUGCCGGAUGUCAAGCUUGCACCGGACGUCAUCAGCCACAGCGCCGCGAUCAGCGCUUGCGAGAAAGGUGGGCAGUGGCAAGCCGCCUUGCAGGUCUUUGAGGGCCUGUUGCAUGCCAGCAUUACUCCAAAUGUAAUCAUCUACAGUGCUGCCAUCAGCUGUUGCGAGAAAGUCGGGCAGUGGAUGGCAGCCAUGUCGCUCUUUGGCGCCCUGCGGAAAGAGGGCGUGGCCCCCGAUACCAUCAUCUACAGCUCACUGAUCAGCUCCUGUGCGAAGGGUGCACAGUGGCAGCUGGCAGUUCAGCUGUUGGAUGCGAUGGCUUGCGAUCAGUUGGCUCCCAACGUCGUCAGUUACAGCGCCACGAUCAGUUCUUGUGAGAAGGCUGGGCAGUGGGAGUCGGCACUGCACCUUUUCACUGCCAUGGCCGACGCCCGAAUCGCCGCGAAUGUGGUAAGCUGCGGUGCGGCCAUCUCCGCCUGUGAGAAAUCCGCACAGUGGCGGCUUGCUCUGCGCAUCUUCGGCCAGAUGCCACAGUGCGGGUUGGAGCCGAACCUGGUCAAUUGCAAUGCUGCUCUCAGCGCUUGCGAGAAGGGUGGGGCCUGGCUCCUGGCCUUGCACCUCUUCUCAUCCAUGCCAAGACGUCUUCUCAAGCCAGAUGUCUUGAGCUACAACGCCGUCAUCAACGCCUGUGGCAGAGCUGGGCAGUGGCAGCUGGCGUUGGACAUGUUCCAUGGUCUCCCCGAAGCGGGGCUCACACCGAGCAUCGUGAGCUUCAACUCCACCCUCAGCGCCUGCGCUCGGGGAGUGCAGUGGCAGCUCGCCCUCCACCUGUUUGCAUCUCUGCCGCGCGCCCAGCUGACACCCGACGACGUCAGCUACAACGCCGUGCUCGACUCUCUGCAUGACAAGCGCCUUGGGCCGACUCUCUUCGAGGAGGCCGUGGAGGCGGGAAUCUAUGGCAACUUGUGCGCUGAAGGGCCAGGUUGCCUGGACCUACACGAACUCUCCCCAGGUGCUGCCCAGAGUGCCGUGAGGUGGUGGCUCACAAGGGUGCUUCCGCCCGUCCUGAGCCAACACAAGCGCCUUCGGUGCGUCAUCAUCACCGGCUGGGGGAAGUCUCGCCCUGCGUGGUCGACGUCAGACGUCCAGGCCUCCGUCCUGUCCUGGUUGGGGAGCCAGGGCCUUCCCGCGAAGAGGCAGCCGGGAAAUCUGGGCCGGCUCACUUUGGAUCUGCGGGCGCAAGACCUCUCGGCACUGAGAGGGCCGAAAGCUUAG